AUGGGUCACCACGGAGACCUGGCUUUGAACGAUAUCAUUCGAUAUAUGUUAUCGCAAUCGUUGGAUUUCACCCCUGGCUUGAAAUACCAGUAUUGCAAUCUGUGUUACAGUGUCUUAGGCCAGAUAAUUGAAGCUGUGAGUGGCAAAGAGUACAGAAGCUACAUCCAAGAUACGAUUUUGACCCCUCUUGGCAUGUGGCACACAAGGAUAGGUCCUCAUCAUAGCAGUCGACAAAUAUACGGAUCGCAGCCAAAUCUGAUACCGACAUUGAAGUUCGAAGAUGGAUACAUCCUACUUGGGAAUGAUUCAAUUAAUUCAGGCGUAAACUACGCAUUGUUAGAUUCCACAUUAGGGUGGUAUUCCAAUGUCUAUGAUAUGAUGAGGUUAAUGAAAGGUAUUGAAGAUAUCAUAAAGCCGGAGACAUUGGAGCUAAUGCUAGGUAAGCCAUUCAUAUUUGAACAUUCCGAUACCUGGCACGGAAUCGGUUUUAGGAUUCAUAACCACAAUACAUGGUGGCAAACGGCUGACUCGCAUGACAAUGAGCUUGUGCUUUAUCAUCAGAAUGGUGGCAGUUCUGGCACUGGGCGACAUAAACAUAGUCCCAAACAAAGACUGAGCUGGGUUAUAUUUCUGAAUGGAAAUCAACGAAAAAAUGUUCACAAACUAACAGCAGAUAUUGUAAAUUCUGUGGAACAGUGGCCAAGUGAUGAUCAUUUCAUUGAUGACUGCAGUGACUCUCUUCAUGAGUUAAAAGAUGGAAAGUUGGUUCUGAUGAAGUACAGACUGCCUGAACACCAUUUGCAGGCCUAUGGCAUUGCCCUCGCUAAUUAUCAAUAUUAUCCUAUAUGGAUAAGUGGCUAUACAGUACAGGAUAGAACAUAUUUCAGUAUAAUCUGUCAACAAGAUCCCAAAACAGAUCAUCUUCACGUGCUUUACAAGUUGUUCUAUGAUCUUGAUAGUUAG
Saccoglossus kowalevskii is the source of this 963-nucleotide messenger RNA. RefSeq lists its product as uncharacterized. The record is from RefSeq and is a predicted model, not a curated record. NCBI's taxonomy places the organism in Eukaryota, Metazoa, Hemichordata, Enteropneusta, Harrimaniidae.